Messenger RNA from Fibroporia radiculosa, 501 nucleotides. RefSeq lists its product as uncharacterized. Lineage: Eukaryota; Fungi; Basidiomycota; Agaricomycetes; Polyporales; Fibroporiaceae. The record is from RefSeq and is a predicted model, not a curated record. The transcript is spliced from 9 exons. The coding region runs from base 1 to 501 and encodes 166 amino acids.
AUGUUCAGCAAGGUCACCAUCGCUCUCGUCGCUGCCGCCAUGGCAUUCGUGCAGGUCUGUGGCGAGUCUCAUACUGUCACUUUCACCAACAGCUGUGGCUAUGGAACUCCUUACUUGUGGGGACCUGACGGUGCUCUCCUCUCCACUGGUGGUUCUUACACCAGCGAUGGCCCUGCCGAUGGUUUGAUUGGCUACUUGCAGACUGGUAACUGUGGCGACAAUGGUGAACAUUGCACCGUCGUCGAGGCAACGCGCAACAAGACUGGAAGCAGCGCCUAUAUCUCGCUUAUCCCUCCGUACGAGUUCUCUGUGACGAUUGGGUUCGGUUAUUACAAUGGUUGUGGUGGUGCAGGCGCAGACUGCACCUAUUCUAGCUGCUCCAGCCCGGGGCCCCCAAGCGAGUUCCCACAGUCUGUAGACUGUUCAGUCGCUAAUAUUGGUUCGGAUUGGAGGGGUGUUGCGCGGAAGUGGCAGACUUUUGGUAUUCUGUCUAUUCUGUAA